This is a messenger RNA of Phodopus roborovskii (desert hamster), 2353 nucleotides long. It is a transcript of the gene Ankrd10, whose product is annotated as ankyrin repeat domain 10. Gene Ontology annotation, molecular function: protein binding. The coding region runs from base 206 to 1447 and encodes 413 amino acids. The record is from RefSeq and is a predicted model, not a curated record. Lineage: Eukaryota; Metazoa; Chordata; Mammalia; Rodentia; Cricetidae. The transcript has 6 exons.
GCGAUCUCAGCCCGGCCCCACCUUGUCCAGGCGCAGGCUCCGCCCCGCCGCCCAGGUCCCGCCCUCAGUGCUCGCCGCGCUCGGCAGCGGGUGGGACGCGGCAGCGGCUCGCUUGUCCUUUGUGUUUGAGUGGCGGCGGACUCGCAGGCCUUCGCCGGCACGUCCCUUUAGCCGGUCCGAGUCGCGCGCUUCCCAGCGACCCAUCAUGUCGGCGGGAGCGGGUGCGGAGGCAGGCUUCUCCAGCGAGGAGCUGCUGUCGCUCCGCUUCCCGCUGCACCGCGCCUGCCGCGACGGGGACCUGGUGGCGCUCUGCUCACUUCUGCCGCACACACCGCGCGCUCACCUGGCCGCGGAAGACUCCUUCUACGGCUGGACGCCCGUGCACUGGGCCGCGCACUUCGGAAAGUUGGAGUGCUUAAUCCAGUUGAUAAGAGCAGGAGCCUCACUGAAUGUCUCCACCACCCGCUAUGCCCAGACCCCAGCCCACAUUGCUGCUUUUGGAGGACAUCCUCAGUGUCUGGUCUGGCUGAUUCAGGCUGGGGCCAACAUUAACAAACCGGACUGUGAGGGGGAAACGCCCAUUCAUAAGGCGGCCCGCUCUGGGAGCCUGGAGUGCAUCAGUGCCCUGGUAGGGAACGGGGCUCGUACUGACCUGAGAAAUGCCAGUGGCCUGACAGCAGCAGACAUUGCACAAACCCAGGGUUUCCAAGAGUGCACCCAGUUUCUCUUGAGCCUCCAGAACCAUCAAAUGAGCCGUUUCUGUCAUAAUGGUACCUUGAGUGGAAGCCACGAGAACACGCUUCCCAAUCACAUUAGCCUGGGAACAAAUCGAAAGAGAUGCUUGGAAGACUCAGAAUCUCUGGGAGUAAAGAAACCUAGAACCGGAGUUCCCAGCCUGGAUCACGCCAUGCCACUAGCGAAUGGCGAGCCUGAAGACGACGCUGACAGAAUGCAUGUUGACAGAGAGUUUGCUGCUGUAUCAGAUAUGAAAAACAGUAGCUCCGUGUUGAAUACAUUGACAAAUGGAAGUGUCAUCAAUGGACAUUUGGACUUCCCCUGCGUGACCCAGCUCAAUGGGAUGGAGAGCAGGAGUAACCCGUGCUUAUCAGGAUCUAAUGGAAUUAGCAAUGAACAGCCAUUUUCCAGUGGCCAGGGUUCUGUGUGUGCUAAUGGGACUGAGGAGCCAGAAAAGACCAUGGGUGUUAACCCUGAGAUGUGUGGGUCUCUGCAUCUGAAUGGGAGCCCAAGUAGCUGUGUGGCCAGCAGGCCGUCCUGGGUGGGGGACGGGGGAGAGAACUUGCACUAUGGACACUACCAUGGGUUUGGGGACACUGCUGAGAGCAUCCCCGAGCUUAGCAGUGUGGUUGAGCACUCAAGCUGCGUGCGGGUAGAACAGCGCUACGACAGUGCCAUCCUGGGCAGCAUGCAGCUGCACCAUGGCUCCUGAAGGCGGAGUCUCCCGCAGCUCCACGGAGCUGCAGGGCCUGUGCUGCUGGGCCUGGGCUUUCUGAGAAAGGACUUGGACCCAUUCACAGUUAGUUCCCCGUGAGUGCUGCUGGAUUCAGAGGGCUUCCCAGGGCAUAUGGACAUUGUUCAUGGAGUGGUGGGCCUCCUACAAGGAGCAUUUGGUUUUCACACCAGCCUCUCUCUCUUUUUUUAAUUCUAUUUGAUCAGGAUGAUUUGUGUUAGUAAAUGAGGUGCCUGGUGACACGUGGGCCUCGUUUGAAAUCAUUGACCUUUUGCUGUAGCAUUCAUGACAACACAGCUGGUUCCUCUGCAAGGUGCAGCCUUACAGCAGUGUCUUGCAGCCACAUAGGAAGAGGGCUGUCUCUGUCGGGGCAUAAUAGUUUCCUGGUUUCCUAUGUAGACCACUGCCUGUGUUUCCUUAGAAACAGGCUCUGCCUAGGAUGGAUUACGGAUUGUUGCAUUUUUAUUCCACAUUUCUACUUGGUCUCUAGAUUUUUUUUUUUUUUAUCACGGAUAAUGGUUGUCUUUAUAUUUAGUGGAAGUCAUGUUUGUAGGAACAGUCAGGUCAGAAUAUUUUACUAUGGCGACCUAUUUUUUUGUUACUGUUUUUUGAGGUUUUCUGCUUAAAUAUAUAUAUAUAUAUAUAUACCACUAUAUAUCAAGUUAACUAGAGAAUUUUGGAUUUCUCUUUAUUAAAAUUGCAUUAAAUUUAUGGUUUUAUAGAAAGUAGCUUUUGUUUAGGCAACUAAUGAUUACACUGCAAAUACCGCAAUGAUUUUUGUGCAGAUAAACAAUGAGAUGAAGAAAGCAAUGUUUUAAGAGUGUACUAGCAUUUUGUUUUUUCAAUUGUUCUUUACAAAUUGAAUUAAAAAAUAUUCACUGCUGA